UCUACUUUAAUUUACCUAUAAAAUAUACGUAAAAUUGAAGAAAGUUUGGUUUAAAUGUGUAUAUGUUUAUUUUAAUUUGAAUAUAACUUAGUUUUACAUAGUUUUGUAAGAAUGGCAGAAAAUAAUUCAGAUAAAAAUAUUAAAUGUCCGAAAAAACGACGUCUUAUUAAUUUAAGAUCUCUUCGAAUGUCUUUAAAAUACAGGCCUGAAAUCUUAAAUUUAAUAUUAAAAAUGCGACACUGCAUUAAAAAGAAAAAUACCCUUAUAAAAUCUCUAAAAGAGCAACUGGAAAAGGUUAAAACAAGUAAAAAUAAAUUAUUCACAAAUGAGGAACAAUCAAAAAUUUCGAAAACUGUACAAGCACAAUCUACUGGUCGAAAAGAAAAGAAAUACGUUAAAGAAGCUACAGAUAGUAAAAGUGAAGAACCCGCAGCAUGGAUUACUCAGAGCAAUGGAAAAAGUGAAAAAAGUAUUGCAGAGCAAGUUAAAGAAGUAGCUCAGAGUGCUCUCCAAGACACCGGUAUGGUGUAUGUGGAGUCUGCUGGAAUGUACUAUGACUAUAAAACUGGGUAUUAUUAUAAUACUGAUCUUGGACUCUACUAUCAUACAGAUACAGGGUGUUACUACUAUUAUUCUAAUGAAAAACAAACAUUUGUGUUCCAUUCAUAUCCUGAUAAAAGUGCUGAGAAUAAAUCUCUGAUCGCUCACGAGAAGAAGAAAGCAAAGAAACACAAAAAGGCAACUAAAACUGAUGAUGUUGAAAACCUGACCAAACAAUUCACUCAGGAAAAGGAAGAAGAUGGAAGCAAACCAAAACGCAAGAAAACUUCUAGAGAUUCGAAAAAGAAGAAACAGGGAACAAAUGAAAAUGAAAUUACAGAAGCUAACAGAGACAUUGAUGAAAAAGAAGUUGUGAAUGAUAUAGAGAAUGUAGCUGCAGAAGAGUUAGAAGACGGAGAGUGCAGUGACACUUCUAGUGAAUUGUCUGAUGCAGGAUCAGAUGCAAGUACAUCUACUGCUAGUGAUGAUGAAUCAGUCGCCAAGCACCACCCACCAUGCAUGAGAGUUAUCGUAAGGGAGACAAACUUACCUAAACUGAAAGUUGGCAGUUUGUAUCUCAUAACUAAAGAUGGCGGCACUAUUGGCAGAGAAGGGGAUCAUCAUUCUAUAGUUAUAAGGGAUCACAAUGUGUCACGGAAUCACUUAGACAUCAACUAUGAUAUGGAUAAAAGAAUGUAUUUGGCGAUUGACUUAGGUUCAAAGAAUGGUACAAUUAUUAAUGGUAUUCGUAUCUCAGAAAGUCAAGAAAGAAGCAGUCCUGUGGAAAUAGUUCAUGGGAGUACAAUACAAUUGGGUGAAACGAAAUUACUUUGUCACAUUCACGCUGGAAACGAUACGUGUGGCCAUUGUGAACCGGGCCUUAUAAUGGAAACUCAAGAAAAAGAAAAAGUCGCCUACACACGUACGUGCAGCGUCCAGAAACAACACCAACUGGAACUUGCGAGGCUGAAGAACAAAUACGCGCCGAAACCCUUAGCGAUAGAGGAGACCGCGUACAACGAUAGAGCACAAGCGAGACGAGAAAAGGUCGGCUCCUCGCAUCACUCCGAGAAGACUCAGAGCAGCGAUAUUAACACGUUUAUAGCAGCAGAGAACAAAGGCUUCAAGUUGCUGGAGAAAAUGGGCUGGUCGAAGGGCGAAGGACUCGGCAAGGACAGCCAAGGGGACAGGGAGCCGAUACCUCUCGUCAGUAAUGACGGUAAGGCAGGCCUGGGAGCAGGCAGCGCACCGGCUGCAGCCAUGGCGUCCAAGACCCUUGGACCAGCAACUCUCCGCUUGGCUGCCAGGACAAAAAUGCUCCAACCUCCCGCCAAGGCCUUCCAACAACCAAUGGACGAAGAUUCAGAAUAGGUUUUGCAAUUAUUUAAAUUAAGCGACUGUGUUUUUUUUUUUAUUUUAAACAAGACCAAUGUCAUAUUAUUGUUUCUUUUUUGUUAUAUAAAGAGAUAAUAAACUUUAACUCAAUCUUUUAAGUAUGAAUAAUGUAUAUCACCAUCUAGUGUUUUAUUUGAAUAUGAUAAAUGAUAUAUGUAUUAAGAAUAAAUAAACCUGUCCGGACUUUCCUCGUAAUUUAUAAUGUAAACGUAGAUUUUUUAUGAAAUUGUAGAAUAAUUUAUGAUAAAUUUCUUACAAUUAGAAUCGCAUUGACGUCAUACUUUAAGACAAAAACUUACAUUGUCUAUGGUAAUUAAAUUACUAGAAAAGAUUAAAUCUUAAUCCUUACGUUCUGUUUCAAAUACAAAAAUUAAAUCGAUAUUAAAAUAAUCUAUCAAAUAUUUUUUCUGUCCUUAAUAUUUUAUCUAUAUAUAUAAAAGCGAAAUACCACUUACUGAUUAAUAACUAAAUCUCAGAAACUAUAACACCUACAAACUAUAAAUUUCGCAAGUAGGUUCCUUAAGGAGUGUAGACAACCGCUAAGAACGGAUUUUACGAAACUCCACCCCUAAGAGGGUAAAACGGGGCUUGGAAGUGUGUGUUUUAUCAAUUUUGCGCGGGUAAAGAGCCGCAGU
Vanessa atalanta (red admiral) is the source of this 2570-nucleotide messenger RNA. RefSeq names its product angiogenic factor with G patch and FHA domains 1. The record is from RefSeq and is a predicted model, not a curated record. The transcript has 11 exons. Gene Ontology annotation, molecular function: protein binding; nucleic acid binding. The coding region runs from base 112 to 1911 and encodes 599 amino acids. Lineage: Eukaryota; Metazoa; Arthropoda; Insecta; Lepidoptera; Nymphalidae.